GCUGUACCUACACUCCUCUAAGUUUAUUUAACUUUACAAUAUUGCUCGAUUUUGUUACCUAUAGUAACUUCUUAUUAAGGACAUUCUGAGUGACCAGGGAGAUUUAUACGUGCUCUGAGAUGCAGCCAUGCGUGUGCACGUGCAACUGUUCGGGUAACAGACACCCUCCGCCUUCCGCUUCAGUCCUAGUCGGAAGGAAUUACAGUUGGAUGCCUGUGCCCAGAGUGCUACUUCACACAUCCUCUAACUUUCUGGUGCGGCUGUCUGAUUCUAAAAAUGAUGCUCACACCCAGACAUGUGACAGAAAAAGUACGCAGCCUCCGUCCCACUGGACGUCAUAGCUGUGGAGUCCUAAAUAACUCUUGGCAUCGAAGUUAAAAAAGGGGUCGCUCUGCUCAAAUAGUCUUCACUCGCUUGUAGCACUGGUUUAUGUUCACUCACUGGCUCUAGCUCUGUUUGUGAGACACAGGGAAUAUUCCUAUUUUCCAGCCCCCUUAUUUACGUGCAUUCCAGCCUCAUUGCUGUACCCCCGAGGCUUGGAAGCUGCAGCUGUCAGGAUCCUAAUCCCUCCUGCGAGGACUUGCUGCCAGUGUGCUUGCUUCGGAGCUGGCCUUUCCAAGCACCCUCAGAGGUCUCUCCAGCAAAACAAAAGCUGUGUGGAUGAUAUUUUUUAAACUUCUAGAACUCAGCUAACCCGUUUAGGUAUGUCCGGACUUAACAUUUAACAAACGUUGACCUUCAGGCAGACACGUGUAGUAAAGACUGCUUUUUUUUUUCCUUAAAUGGAAGAGGAACUAAAUUGGGAACAAAACGCGUGACCACGUUUGCUGUUGUUUAGCUGGUGACCUCAGGGACGUUAUUUAACUUCAUGCUUUCUUCAUCUGUAAGCUGCAGGAGAAAAUGAUUUGUCUUCUAACUUAUUGAGACAUACUGCAAAGAAAAAUGUGGUGGCUGUGAAAAGUGUUCUGGGAUCCUUGGAAGAAGGGAGUGCUAUAUAAAUUCACGGGAGUACGUUUUCAAGAAAUGAUCAAGAAAACAUCAAUAUAUAGCCAUCCAUUAGUUCAUCGCUUAAUGGAUCCAGGAGUUGAAAAAGAGAAGAGAGAUGAUGACAACAAGAAGGUGGUUGCAGAGAUCAUGGCAAGAUGUUUUGUUCCAAGUCUAAUAACAACCACUUCCUGGGAGGGGUUUCAUUUUGUCGGUCAUGAGAUUCGGAUUACUGAAGCCAUGGAUUGUUAUGGUGCUGUUGUUUGGCCAUCGGCCCUCAUUCUAUGCUAUUUUCUGGAAACAAAUGUGAAGCACUAUAAUAUGGUUGACAAAAAUGUGAUUGAAAUUGGAGCUGGAACAGGGCUAGUCUCCAUCGUGGCAAGUUUACUUGGUGCACACGUGACUGCCACAGACUUACCUGAAUUACUUGGAAACCUGCAAUAUAAUAUUUCCCGAAACACCAAAAUGAAAUGCAAGCAUUUGCCUCGGGUUAAAGAGCUCUCCUGGGGCGUAGCUUUAGAUGAGAACUUCCCCAGGUCUUCCAACAAUUUUGACUACAUCCUGGCAGCUGACGUUGUCUACGCCCACCCUUUCCUGGAAGAACUCCUCAUUACUUUUGACCAUCUGUGCAAAGAAACUACCAUCAUCCUCUGGGUCAUGAAAUUCAGGUUGGAGAAAGAAAAUAAAUUUAUAGAUAGAUUUAAGGAGUUGUUUGACCUGGAGGAGAUUUCCAGUUUCCCUAGCCUGAAUAUUAAGUUGUAUAAAGCCCUGAAGAAAAGUUGGAGGAGUGCGUGAUACCCUCAAGGAGGGCUUCGAAAGCAAAGCUGGUUUCUAGUAGAGUGUUCCUUUAAAGAAGAUCCUGGAUGAUCUGACGUAGCAUGACUUUCCCAAGGGGGACCCCCCCCGCAAUGAACUUGCCUCACCCCAGACAGGGAGUUUCCCAGAUACAGCACCUGGGUCCAGAGGGUGGCCUGUCCUACUGUGUGGUCAUUGGUUAGGACAAGAUCUGCUUUCCUUAUCCCUCUAUAGCACCAUUUAUUAUUAUUAUCAUUUUAAUAAAUGGUACUAUUACUUUUAAUGUUUAACUAUAGGAUAAUUUUUAAUGGUAUCUCUAAAAUGAACAUUCCUAUUGUUUUAAACAUAAGCUUCUCUGAUUCUCUCUUUAGGAAUAAAGAAAUAGCUUAUAAUGGGAUCUGCAGGUAAAUCUGAAAAGGCAGAUGAAUAAUGUGAUGGUAAAUGUGAGAUUA
This is a messenger RNA of Mirounga angustirostris (Northern elephant seal), 2231 nucleotides long. RefSeq names its product putative methyltransferase-like protein 21E. Gene Ontology annotation, molecular function: protein-lysine N-methyltransferase activity. Lineage: Eukaryota; Metazoa; Chordata; Mammalia; Carnivora; Phocidae. Bases 1024 to 1779 code for a protein of 251 amino acids. The record is from RefSeq and is a predicted model, not a curated record. Gene Ontology annotation, biological process: peptidyl-lysine methylation. The transcript is spliced from 5 exons. Gene Ontology annotation, cellular component: cytosol; cytoplasm.